Messenger RNA from Cynara cardunculus var. scolymus (artichoke), 1890 nucleotides. RefSeq lists its product as uncharacterized. The transcript is spliced from 7 exons. The record is from RefSeq and is a predicted model, not a curated record. Bases 1 to 1890 code for a protein of 629 amino acids. Lineage: Eukaryota; Viridiplantae; Streptophyta; Magnoliopsida; Asterales; Asteraceae. Gene Ontology annotation, molecular function: protein binding.
AUGGCUGAGCGGAAUGCAGUAAUUCAGCAGCAUGCUGCGAUACCAACCCCACCACCACCACCACCAACAUCACGAGUUUUUGAUCUUCCUUGUCAAGAUCUACUUGCUGCUUCAAUCAAAGGAGAUUGGAAAGCUGCAAAUCGCAUCCUUGAUCAACAUAAAGAAGAUAUGGCAUUGGUGCGUUAUAGUAUCACCGAAAACUGUGAAACAGCACUUCAUGUUGCUGCAUCAGCUCAAAGCGCCAAUUUCAUGGUUAAUCUUGUGAAAAAGAUGAAAAGGGAAGACUUGCAACUUCAGACUAAAACUGGCGACACUGCCCUCUGUUUAGCAGCAGCAGCUGGAAACGUCAAAAUAGCCGACAUUAUGGUGACCAAGAACGAGAACCUGCUGAUGAUCCCUGGUAGUGAAGGAUUGAUGCCACUUAGUGUUGCAGCUUUUUAUGGAAACCAUGAUAUGGUUGAGUAUCUGUAUGAAAAGUCUAAGAAGAUGGAAGGAACUGAAUGGAAAACUUCGGAUAAGCAAUGGCUUUUGUUGAAAUGCGUCAAGGUUGGUUUCUUCGAUAUUGCAUUAAUAAUAUUGAGAAACCACAAAGAAUUACUUGCUCAAAGUGAGAGCAUACUGGGAGUUUUGGCUCGAAACCCUUCUGCGUUUAACAAAUGCGACCCACAUACUCUUUGGAGAAUCAUCAAGUCGUCAAUGAUCAUUUGUUGGAAGGUGGAACCUGCUGUGGAAAGUGAAGCCAUGCAACUACUAAGAGAAAUUUGGACAAACAUUGUGGAAAGACCAAAGGYUGAAGUAGAUAAGAUUCUGAGAGGCCCCGGGACUCUAUUAAAUGAMAAGCUCACAUACUCCUCACCCAUUCUGUUUGUUGCUGCAGAAAUGGGAAACACUGAAUUUGUAGUAGAGCUUAUUCGUAAAUACCCUGAUCUUAUAUGGAAGAAAAACGAUAACAACCAAAGUAUYUUCCACAUYGCUGUCUCUCAUCGUCGCGAGAGUAUCUACAAUCUGUUACAYGAAAUAGGGUCGAUGAAGGAUYUGAUAACCCGUCUUAGAGACACCGAACAAAACAAUAUGUUGCAUUUAGUCGGAAAGAACGCGCACAACCACCAACAUCAUAACGUGUCCGGGGUAGCUUUUCAAAUGCAACGCGAAUUACAGUGGUUCAAGGAAGUGAAGGCUAUGAUUCCUCCUUAUUACAGAGAAGAGCAAAACAAAGCUGGCUUAACACCAUAUGAGUUGUUCACUGAGAACCACAAACUACUGGUUUCUCAAGGUGAGAAAUGGAUGAAAGAUACAGCUAGUCAAUGCAUGGUUGUUGCUGCACUUAUAGCUAYUGUAGUAUUUGCUGUGGCUUUUACGAUCCCUGGUGGCUMCAACCAAAACAAUGGGCUUCCGGUGUUCCUCUGGAAAGGACCCUUCAUAGUGUUUGUCGUAUUGGAUGCCAUUUCUCUGAUCUUAUCUUCUACUUCAAUCCUCGUGUUCUUAUCCAUCCUCACUUCUCGUUAUGCUCAACAAGAUUUCUUGGAAUCAUUGCCCAAAAAGCUAUUGAUAGGUCUAACAACGCUUUUCCUCUCGAGAUUUGUAGUAUUGGGUCUCCUUACUCAAUUGACAAUUAUCGAGAACUACAGCAAAAUUAUCGAGAACUACAGCAAAAUUAUCGAACCUAAUCUGAAGCAGAUUAGGGGAAAAAGGAUUUACCUGUUGAGUGAUGGGAGAAGGCAGUGGGCGACGGAGACGACGAAGGGAGAGGGAGACGAACGGCGACGAAGGGAGAGGGCGACGAACGACGACGAAGGGAGAGGGAGACGAACGGCGACGAAGGGAGAGGGCGACGAACGACGACGAAGGGAGAGGGAGACGAACGGCGACGAACGGCGACGAAGGGCAUGA